This is a messenger RNA of Astrephomene gubernaculifera, 4593 nucleotides long. Lineage: Eukaryota; Viridiplantae; Chlorophyta; Chlorophyceae; Chlamydomonadales; Astrephomenaceae. The record is from the annotation of a GenBank genome assembly.
GGAAAAGAAUGACACGCACGUUUGUUUUGGUGCAUGGUUGGAAGGUGUGCAGAAGACUGUGAAGAAUGGGUAGUUUUCUUGGCGUUUUGUACUUAAUAGAAAAACGAAGAACGAACGGGAGAGACGAACGGGAGAGAAGAAAUUAAGCAUGACUGGGAUUGUGGGUUUAGGAGAGCACAUUAGGAUGCGUUGAAGAACGACGGGGCCUGAAGUGGAAGGAGAUGGCUGGACGGUCGUCCCGUGGGUCAAUGUCCCACUUCCUGAAUGCUGGUUUGAGGCGUGCUUUGCUGUGUGUUGGCUGCCAUUGACGAGGGGUGCUAUGAGCGGAGGUAUGUUUGCUGCAUUUGGAAUGACGCUAUUGGAGUUACUGUAUCUGUGGACGGUUGCGCAUGGGCAGUUAACGGGUCAUGGACAAACUGUUGCUAUGCGGAACACAGGCGCGGAUAUGUGAGGUAGUUUAGGAGGGAAAUCUAUAUUCCGUAUUGGACCUUGAGAGCUGAAGCGCCGCAACCGCCAUGAGAGUCAGAGAUAGGACAGGGUACGAACGGGCAGGACGGAAUCGAUCUCUUUCCCAUCCCAAGUGUAAAAGUGACAAUAUGCUGUAAGGCUUUUUGGCAAAGCACAUGAAUUGUAAGAACCCAGCACACGAGGAUAGGAGUCUAAGGCGCAUAGGAGUCUCAAUUUUAUUGGGUUUCUUCCUAAGCACCUCACGCAUGAAUAUAUAGAAAUGGCGAUAUUACGAUAAAUUCUCAGAGCCCUGAUAUAUAUUAUGGCAGCAGCUGCAGUGUCGUCGGUCGAGGAGGUCUUGAAGGCACGGGACACAGCGCGGCGAAUAAAAGAAACCUAUGAUGGGACGCUUGGUGUCCCUGGCGAGCUAAAGUCUCUGGGCCACCUCCUCGCGCACGACAAGGAGGCCAUUUUUACUGGUUUGGAAAGCCUGCCACAGUAUGCAAAGUCAAAGGUAUUACCGCCACCUCCGCCUCCGGACGUUACACCUGUCCAGCAUCGGCAUCGGCGCCAUCACCACCAUCCUGAAGCUAGCUUAGGUGCCAGCGUCUUCUCAUCAGCUCACGGGCUAGCUGCCCUGGCGGAGGGUUCACCUGCGGCGCGGACACCGGAAAACGGAACACCGCAUUCAUCCCGGCCUGCAUCUCCUCCGCUGCGACCGCUCCCUCCCAUGCCCGCGGCGGAAGCUUCCAACGACAAGGAACUGCUUUCCACCGCCACCGCUACAGCUCUCAUGGACAUCCGCCAGUGGGGCUCUUACGGCGGUCUCGCCCAGCACGUCACAGGCCGCCGCAGUCCCCACCACCACCGCCACCGCAGCCCCCACCACCAACCCUCGCAUCAGCAACAACAGCAGCCUCUCCGUACCAGUCAGGACCUCGGCAGUCCACAUCCCUCACCACCUCAGUCACCACCACCACCACUACCGUACCCGGGCCGCGCCGGGGAGGUGGCGGCGCUGCGAGGUAGGGGUAGUCCCAUGAGCUCCUCCUCCCCCUCCCCCUGCGACCCCAUGCGCACCAGUCAGGAGGGGCAGGAGGGGGUGCGGGGAGGCCGCAGCAGGCCACGACAGCAGCCCGCUUGGACAGCGGACGGAGCGCUGCGAGACACGUCUGCAGGCGGCGGUGCUGGUCCUGGUGCUGGUGCCCCUGCCCAGCAGCAAUCUGAGCAACCCUGGCAGAUGCGGUCUCCAGCGUCCUCACAUCCGGGUUGGUCUACACCCACACGAGGAGACUGCAGCGGCGGCGGUGGUGGUGGCGGUGUCAGCGGCGGCGGCACCAGCGGCGGCGCCAGCGCUGCAGGCGGCGGCGGCCGGGGGUUCUCCAGCGCCAUGACCAUGAGUCUGGACUCCUGGACGUGCGGUUACGCGUCACGAUCUGGAUCCGAAUCCGGAUCUGGGUCAGCUUACAGCGGCUCCGCUUGCAGCUCGGAUGCUGAGGCGGAAGGCGGUUGCAAGCAGCACCCACACCAGCACCGAUCCAGCCGCCACAGCCAGCCACACCAACACCAGCAGCAGCGGCGACCCAAGGCUCCUCCCCCGGGUAGCAUCAUGUCUCCUCAGGACUGGGCCCGCGUGGGGGCUCCGCAGGACUCGGUGGACGAGUCCAAGUUCGUGGCGCGGAGCUACUCGGUGCAGGUGGACUGGGAGCCGCACACGCUGACGGCGAAGCGCGUGGCGCGACCGGACAUAUUCCACAUCACCCCCGAGGAGGCCCACCGGCGGCAGAUGGAGGCGGACGAGGCCACCCUGGCUCUGCAAGCGCGGCGCAGGGCAGAGCGCCAAGCCGCCGAGCAUGCCGCCGAGCAGGAACGUCAGGCGCGCAUUGCGCAGCGAACGCCCCGGUACAACGGCUUUGGGGUGUUGCAUGGGGACCUGCCCUCCGCCGCCGCUCGGCCGCGUUACCUUGACUGGCAUCCGGCUGGUGUGGGCGGGCUGCAGCCCCUGCAGCAGAAGGAGAUGCAGCAGCAGCAGCUGCAACAGCAGAUGCUGUUACGUGGGUCGGUGAAUGGCCGGGGGACAACGAUGGCAGGAGGCGGAGGUGGAGGUGGAGAAGGCGGUUAUGUGGGGCCAGGGGCUCCCAGGUGUGCCUCGGCGCAUAGGUGCAGGUCGGAUGCGUCUGGGGGGGCGGCACCAGCAGGGAUGUAUGCGGGCAGCAACAGCGGAGGAGGCCAUGUGAUGAUGCGGUCUGCUCCGGCGUCGGCGAGGGUGCUGAAUCCCAAGCCCCACCCCGAAAUGCCCACCACCACCACCGCCCUGCCCGACGGCUUCAUCUACGAGGACCUCAGUGACGAUCCCGCUAACCCGACCGCCGACGGAUCCGCACCACCCCCCGUCUACGCCGUCCCCCGCCCCCACUCCGCCCUCCCCACCUACAGCUCCCCCUACCCCCACGUCCCCAAUACCUCCACCAACCCCGCCACCGCCACCAUCACCACUGCCCCCACCGUCUCCUCCUUCCUCGCGCCGCCCAGUCGACCCGCCGGCGUGUCAGAUGCACACUACGCUCAGAUCCUGCGGCAACAGCGCAAGUGGCUCAACGCGCCCGCGCAGCCGCCACGCCCCAUCUCCGCAGCUCCCCAACCCACGCCGCCCUCCAAGUUCUACGUCCGCCCGCAAUCCUCCAGACCCGUUCCGGAAGGCACCGCCGCACCCGUUCCCUCGCGACUUGCGGCGGCGGCGCAGGUUGCCGUACAGCGACCCAACUCCGCGUUGCGUACGGUUAUCACGGAACGUUGCGUGUCUAUGAACCAGCGGAAUGCAGUUCUAGGGGGAGGAGGUGGUGGUGGCGGCUCGAGGCCGGGAUCAGGGCAGUCGAGGAAGGAGGGCGGCGGCGGUGGGGGGUCCCGAGCGGGAACUGGGACAGGCGCGCGGCCGAUAUCUCCCGGCGCAGCAACACACGCAGCAGCAGCAGCUGGAGGUAGUGCUGCUGCUGGGGGUGCUGCGGGUCGGGGUGUGAGGCGGCCGUCAGGAGAUGCGGCAGAGGCAUGGGGCCGGCCUAGGAGCACUGCGGGGGGCUGCGGGUCCUCGGGCCCACGCAGCCGCCCGGGCAGUGCAGCGCAGCAGCAUCAGCAGCCGCAGCCGCAGCCGCAGCGGGAGGCGGUGGUGUUUGGGGAGACGGUGCCCCCCGAGGCGUGGAGUGCCGGGGGCGGGGAGGGGGAGCGGUACCCGCCCAGGAAGUUUGCGAUGCAUUCGGACAUGGUGGGGGUGAUGUUGGAGGGGUAUGCGAAUAGGGAGGCGGCGGGUGGGAGGGGCGCGAGGGGGUGAUGGCGGGGAGGGGGGAGGUAUUGUAGCAAGGAGGUGCAGAGGGUUGCAUGGUGUGGCGGGGCGGUGUCUUCUUUUGACGAAGUGCAUUAUGGUCAGUGUACUGUCCGGUUGCAUGGUUGCUGUUUGGUAACGUAUGCCGGAGUUGUGGGGCGUUGAUGCGGGUGUUGCUGUUGCCGUUGGAAACGCGACUUCCUGAAUUUAUCACAUAGGUUAGUAUUCAACGGCACGAAACUGCAGUGCUCAAGCGUGUGGGUGUUACCAUUAUGUUGCCAGGGGUACAAAGAGAAUGAAGACGGAAUGUUGGAAUGAUAUCAACCGGUUGGCUCUCCUCACUAUGAUACUACGUGUGCAGGUUAAGAGCAGGUAAUGCAGUAAGCCGGAUAAACAACUAUUAAGCGAUCAGGACUCUCCUUUUUUUAUGAGCCGCUUGCAUGUUGACCCCCCCCCACGCCCUUUAGCCAAGUUCCCAGGCAUCGUGUGACAAUAAACCUGACGGCGAGGUGGAACGUAUUGUGGCUGCCGUACUGUGAUAACCGCGUGUCGUACUGUGGCUUUGGAUGUCGCGGGUUGCCGCCUGCGUCAGAUAUGCGGUCUCGGCCGUUACGGAGUUCUCGGGACAGGCAGGCUCGCUCGGGCUUUACUGGUACUUUCAUGUGCUGUAGCACGGAUGUGUUGCAAAGGAUACGGUAGCUCGAGUUCGGUCGGCUUACUGGUAAAACGUGCGUUUGGAUGGACGCUGCAACCCCGGGCGGGAGAGUGAGGCUGUGUGUUACAAAAGGGCGCAGCGGGAGGGGUGCAGCAAAAGCCGGUGUUGAGGGCAU